Coniosporium apollinis CBS 100218 is the source of this 828-nucleotide messenger RNA. RefSeq lists its product as uncharacterized. NCBI's taxonomy places the organism in Eukaryota, Fungi, Ascomycota, Dothideomycetes. Gene Ontology annotation, molecular function: ubiquinone binding. Bases 1 to 828 code for a protein of 275 amino acids. Gene Ontology annotation, cellular component: mitochondrion. Gene Ontology annotation, biological process: ubiquinone biosynthetic process; cellular respiration. The transcript has a single exon. The record is from RefSeq and is a predicted model, not a curated record.
AUGAAGGCCGCCCGCCUCCCUCCUCCCCUCCGAGCUCAAUUGCUGCAAGCUCCCCGAAGCUGUCCUCCUCCUCACUCCCUGCUCCACCAGCAAAGACGCACCUUCUUCCCUAAUCCUCUCAGCAGCACAACACCCACGCAGAACCUUACUGCCUCCCGCACACUACCCUACCCGGCCUCCGCGAUCUACUCUAUAAUAGCCGACGUCCCCAAAUACUCCACCUUCCUGCCCUACUGCCAAGAAAGCAGUAUAACACGCUGGUCGUCCCCCGACUCGUCCGGCAAAAGAUGGCCCUCCGAAGCCAAACUCGUCGUCGGCUGGUCCAACAUCACCGAGACAUUCCACAGCCGCAUCUACUGCGUCCCGGAGCGCAUCGUCGAAGCCGUAGGCGGUAACACUGCCACAUCGCUAAAGGGGGACGAGAUCGCCCACCACGACAUCUCCGACCCGUCUCCCAACACCGCGCGCGAAUCUGAGAACAGCCCCUUACUCACGCACCUUCUGACUCGCUGGACCAUCUCCCCAUUCCCCUACAAACCGGCGCCGACGCAGGAUGGCGCGCAGCCUAGACCGCAGGAUAAGACGAACGCGUCGGCGAAGGAGCAGACGCAGGUUAGCCUGAGCAUAGAAUAUCAGUUUGCGAGUCCGGUGUACAGUGCCAUGAGCGCGGCUGUGGCGCCAAAGGUCGCGGGGCACUUGAUCGAGGCAUUCGAGAAGAGAGUGAGAGCGCUGCUGGGUGAGACGGAUAUGGGCGGGCCGGGUAUGGGCGGGACGCAGGAUGUUCCGGGCACAAGAGAGGGCGUGGUUAGGGAUGGGCAGGAGCCGUGA